AUGGUGAGGAAAAAGGUACCGGAAUGGCUGAAUAGCACCAUGUGGUCUACUCCUCCUCCGCCGUCUUCCAACGACGAUGUUCUCCUCCACCAUUCCCCCGCCACUAAAAUUUCGUCGAUGAAGGAGCAGAUAGAACCGAUCUCCGUUACUUCCAGGCUUAAUUCUGCUCCUCCGCCUUCCACCGCUUCUUCGGUUCCAUCGCCGUCGACUAGACCGCGUAACGGUAGCAGUAUUUCUGGCGGCAGUGGCGAAUAUGGAAAAUCCGUUGGUCCUUCCUCGGAGGAUUUGUCCCGCCAGGUUCAUCUCACAGCGGAGUUAUCGAAGAAGGUGAUCAAUAUGAAGGAGUUGAGGAGUCUAGCUUUACAAAGUUUGCCGGAUUCUCCUGGAAUCCGUUCUACUGUCUGGAAGCUUUUGCUUGGUUACUUGCCACCUGAACGUUCACUGUGGUCGACUGAAUUGAAACAAAAGAGAUCCCAAUACAAGCACUAUAAGGACGAGCUUCUGACGAGCCCUUCAGAAAUCACAUGGAGACUGGUGAGGUCAAAGGGAUUUGACAAUUAUGACUUGAAGAGUGAAAGCCGAUGCAUGCUUGCCCGAUCCAGACUAACUGACGAGGACCAUCCUUUAAGCCUAGGGAAGGCAAGCAUCUGGAAUACAUACUUCCAGGAUACGGAGACCAUAGAACAGAUAGACAGAGAUGUCAAGCGUACACAUCCAGACAUACCCUUCUUCUCCGGUGAAUCAUCAUUUGCGCAUUCUAAUCAGGAAUCUAUGAAGAAUAUACUGCUUGUGUUUGCCAAGUUAAAUCAAGGCAUCAGAUAUGUUCAAGGGAUGAACGAAAUUUUAGCACCUAUAUUCUAUGUAUUCCGAAACGACCCUGAUGAAGAUAGUUCAUCCCAUGCUGAAGCUGAUGCAUUCUUCUGCUUUGUUGAACUGUUGAGUGGGUUUCGAGACUUCUACUGUCAACAACUUGACAAUAGCGUGGUUGGAAUUCGCUCCGCAAUAACAAGGCUCUCACAGCUUGUUAAGAAGCAUGACGAGGAACUUUGGCGUCAUCUAGAGAUCACCACGAAAGUAAACCCACAGUUCUAUGCAUUUAGGUGGAUCACUCUCCUCCUUACACAAGAGUUUAGCUUUUUCGACUGUCUUCACAUAUGGGAUGCACUCUUAAGCGACCCCGAAGGUCCUCUGGAAAGCUUACUCGGAAUAUGUUGUGCGAUGUUGGUACUGGUGAGGAGGAGGUUGAUCGCUGGAGAUUUCACAUCGAAUAUGAAAUUACUUCAACACUAUCCAACUACCAACAUCAGCCAUCUCUUGUAUGUAGCUAAUAAACUUCGCUCCAAAAUGUUAGUGUAA
This is a messenger RNA of Microthlaspi erraticum, 1356 nucleotides long. Lineage: Eukaryota; Viridiplantae; Streptophyta; Magnoliopsida; Brassicales; Brassicaceae. The record is from the annotation of a GenBank genome assembly.